AUGACCACAAAAUUGCCGGAAAGCCGAGACCUGACCCGCAUUGAGCGGAUCGGCGCUCAUUCACACAUCAGGGGCUUAGGAGUGGACGAGUUGUUGCAACCAAAAGAG
This is a messenger RNA of Medioppia subpectinata, 108 nucleotides long. The record is from the annotation of a GenBank genome assembly. NCBI's taxonomy places the organism in Eukaryota, Metazoa, Arthropoda, Arachnida, Sarcoptiformes, Oppiidae.